AUGUAUCACUCGGCAGAGCUACGCCCAGUAGCUGCGAAGAACAAGGUCGACUCGAACUUGAAAAACCAACGGGGAUUCCCAGAAAGCGGCACUCGAGCUUGGAUGGUAGUUCUGGGAACCUUUUGUGUUAGCUUUUGGACUUUCGGAUACAUGAACGCUUUCGGAGUAUUCCAGGAUUACUACACUAAGCAUUUUCUCGCCAACGAAACUUCAUCCAAUAUUUCUUGGAUUGGAACUGUGCAGGUUUGCUUUCUCCUCUCUGGUAGCAUUGUUGGUGGGCCAUUGUUUGGCCGAUACGGCGCUUCGAUCAUCCACGUGCCCUCGGUCACAAUAGUGCCGUCAGUAAUGAUGCCCUUCCUGUUCAAGAAGUACUAUCAAUUUAUGCUUGCCCAAGGUGUCUUGGGUGGGACUGCUUCCGGCAUGUUGUUCGCCCCCGUCAUGACAUGUAUGCUGAAAACCGAAUACUUGGGGUUCGGGUGGUUCGUCCGAAUUGUGGGCUUUAUCGUCUCGUUCAUGGUAUUGAUAGGGAUAGCAACUGUGAGAGAGCGACUUCCUCCUCGUCGCCGUAAAAUCCUUCUGCCGGCAGCCUUUACUCGCGCUCCUUACACUCUCGUCACACUCGGGAUCUUCUUCAUGAUGUGGGGGCUCUUUACUCCAUUCUUUUAUCUGCCGCAAUAUGGACAGUCUCUUGGCAUGGACCCGCAGCUCUCGUCUUACAUUUUAUCAACCCUGAAUGCUGGCUCCGUUUUUGGCAGAAUAUUGCCGGGGAUAAUUGCGGAUAGGAUUGGUCGCUUCAAUAUCUUGAGCCCACCUGCUCACCCCCUGCUCACAGCUCUGCUUAGUGAGCAGGUGAAAUGA
Molecule: messenger RNA, 858 nt
Organism: Penicillium longicatenatum
Lineage: Eukaryota; Fungi; Ascomycota; Eurotiomycetes; Eurotiales; Aspergillaceae
Exons: 4
Coding region: 1-858 (285 amino acids)
Cellular component (GO): fungal-type vacuole membrane
Molecular function (GO): transmembrane transporter activity
Source: RefSeq, a predicted model, not a curated record